AUGUUAGUCGUCGAGCUGAUCCAGAGUUUUGCUCGUGGUGCGACUCACCACCCUCUUGAACAAUUGCUCAAGUUUAUUGCCCUGGUUGUCUUCUUUUAUCUAAUUACCAAUGAGGUAGUUCGGCUCAGGGCCCGUUUACCCGCUUGGCGUGGCCCAAAUGGAAUCCCCGUCGUCGGAAAUCUGCGUCAGCUCGGCGGAAAUGCUUCUCAAAAGUAUCGGGAAUGGGCAAAGGAGUAUGGUCCAGUAUACCAGGUUCAGCUAGGCAAUCUGCCAGUUCUGGUUGUCAAUACUGCUGCUGCUGCCAAAGUCAUGUUCGGGAACAAUUCCCAAGCAACUGCCUCUCGCCCUGAGCUGUACACUUUCCACAAGAUAGUCGCAAAUACUGCCGGUACCACGAUUGGCACAUCCCCGUACAACGAGUCUCUCAAGAGAAGGAGAAAGGGUGCGGCAUCUGCCCUCAACCGACCUUCCAUCGAGACAUAUAUUCCUCACCUGGACUUGGAGACGAGAGACUUUCUCAAAGAUGCUCUCAGCUACGGCCAAGGAGGGGCUCUGCCAAUCGAUCCUAUGCCUCUUGUCCAAAGACUUAGUCUUUCUCUGGCUGUCACACUCAACUGGGGUGUAAGAGUUCCCAGUCAUGACGACGGACUAUUCAAGGAGAUCACUACGGUCGAAGGCGAGAUCAGCCGCACCAGAAGCGUUACCGACAACGUGCAGGAUUACAUUCCUCUAUUGAGACUCAACCCCUUCUCUACUGGCAAGCGCAAUGCCGUAGAGAUGAGGUCCCGUCGAGACAAGUACUUGUCCAAGCUAAACGACGACCUCAAGGAGAGGAUCCGUAAUGGGACCCACAGUCCUUGUAUCCAGGCAAACGUUAUGCUCGAUGAAGAAGCAAAACUCAACAAUGUCGAGCUGACCUCUAUCAGCCUGACGAUGCUUUCGGCUGGGUUUGAGACAUUCACCGCAGUCUCGACAUGGGGUAUCGCGUUCUUGGCCAUACAUCCUGGGAUUCAGCAAAAGGCUUUUGACGCCAUUCGGGAAACCUACCACGAGACAAAUCCACUUUGUGACGCGUAUGAUGAUCAGACGGUCCCUUAUGUUCGCGCUUUCGUGCGUGAAUGCUUAAGAUAUUUCACUGUCCUCCGACUCUCUCUGCCCCGUUCCACAAAUAAGGAAUUUAUUUAUGAGGGUAAACCUAUUCCCAAGGGCACGAUGAUAUUCCUCAACUCCUGGGCCUGCAACAUGGACAAAGAGCUGUGGCACGAUGCCGAGAUCUUCCGCCCCGAGCGCUGGUUGGAGAACCCCGAAGCUCCUAUGUUCACUUAUGGAAUGGGUUACCGCAUGUGCGCCGGGACUAUUCUGGCUAAUCGCGAGCUGUACACCACUUUCCUCCGUAUGCUGGCCAGCUUUGAGCUGUCCUCAACCACCAAGAUUGAUACAGACCCCAUUACCGGAGCCGCCGACUUGACAAACUUGAUCAUCACGCCGGCACACUACAAAGUCACCUUCACGCCCCGUAAUGAAACGGCGCUGAGGGCAGCAUUGGCCACUGAGAAUACACACUAA
Colletotrichum graminicola M1.001 is the source of this 1566-nucleotide messenger RNA. RefSeq names its product cytochrome P450. Gene Ontology annotation, molecular function: oxidoreductase activity, acting on paired donors, with incorporation or reduction of molecular oxygen; monooxygenase activity; iron ion binding. Lineage: Eukaryota; Fungi; Ascomycota; Sordariomycetes; Glomerellales; Glomerellaceae. The record is from RefSeq and is a predicted model, not a curated record. The coding region runs from base 1 to 1566 and encodes 521 amino acids. The transcript has 4 exons.